AUGGCCUCCAGGAACAGGCACCGUAACCCUGGAGGCAAAAAAAAAAAAAAAAGAGGUCAGAACACCAGAUGAUGAGAAUGGGGAAAAACAGGGGAGGUCAGGGAGUCUGGGAGAAUAAGAGAACUGAAAUUGUCAUUUCACAAUCUCAAUUGUCAUUUCGCAGUUAUUUGCUGUUAUUAAGCACAACAAAGUGGGUAUGCUGGAGAAGUCCAGCCCACUGAUGGGGAAGAGCAGUUUCCAUUUUUCCUGUGUGGUCACACCACCUUAAUAACCAAGAUAUUGAGUGCAGAAGCAAUGGAGGUGAACGUCUCCACUGGGAUGGAGGGACUUGAAGAGCCACACCCAGCAUCCCCAGAGUCAGCAGGAAAUGUGGCCUUGCGCGUGGUUCCCCUGAUAGUGCUGGGGGUCACUUUUGUCCUGGGUGUCCUGGGUAACGGGCUGGUGAUCUGGGUGGCCGGCUUCCGCAUGGCCCGCACGGUCACCAGCCUGUGCUACUUGAACCUGGCCUGCGCCGACUUCUCCUUCACCAUCACCCUGCCCUUCCUCAUCGCCUCCCAGGCCAUGGACGAUCAGUGGCCCUUUGGCUGGUUCCUGUGCAAGUUCCUGCACGUCGUGGUGGACAUCAACCUCUUCGGGAGUGUCUUCCUCAUCGCCCUCAUCGCUGUGGACCGCUGUGUGUGCGUGCUGCACCCUGUCUGGGCCCAGAACCACCGCACCGUGGGCCUGGCCACCAGGGUGAUCAUGGGGCCCUGGGCUCUGGCCCUCCUGCUCACCUUGCCAGUCCUCAUCUUCUUGUCCACGGUCAGUGAUGAGCGGGGCCGUGUCUACUGCACGUUCAACUUUGCGUCCUGGGGGAACACCCCCAUGGACCGUCUGAGGGUGGCCCUGUCUAUGCUGCUGGCCCGAGGCAUCAUCCGCUUCCUGGUGGGCUUCAGCUUGCCUAUGUCCUCCGUGGCCGUCUGCUACGGCCUCAUCGCCAUCAAGAUCCGCAGGAGCGACACCAUCCAGUCCAGCCGGCCCCUGCGGCUGCUCACGGCCGUGGUGGCGUCCUUCUUUAUCUGCUGGUUCCCCUUCCAGCUGGUGGCCCUCCUGAGCACCAUCUGGCUCAAGGAGAUGCUGCUGGAAAGGAAAUACAAGAUCCUGGAAGACCUGGUGCACCCCACCAGCUGCCUGGCCUUCUUCAACAGCUGCCUCAACCCCAUGCUGUAUGUCUUCAUGGGCAGAGACUUCCGCCAACGGCUGAUCCACUCGCUGCCCGCCAGCCUGGAGAGGGCCCUGAGUGAGGACACGGCCCAGUCCAGUGGUCCCACAGUCAAGUCCACCCCAGCCCACGUGGAGGCUGAGUUACAGGCCAUGUGAGGGGGGUGGGGUGGGGAAGAGUCGUUGCUGAGCUCAGCCUGCCCCUGCCCUGCUCCCAGGCCCAGCCUCAGGGGAAUCUCCCGCCACCAAAAACACUUCGGUACUCCCUGAUUUGGGCUUGGGGACUGGGAGUGAGAAAUAAAUGAACCUAAGGAUGAUCAAAGUCUUUUACUGAGGCUCGGUGGUGGCGCGCUUGGUUAAUGCAAAUGUUACCAUAGUCAAGGACCCAGGUUCAAGCCCCUGGACCCCACCUGCAGGGGGGAGCUUCACAAAUGGUGAAGCAGGGCUGCAGGUCUUUCUCUUCCCUCCCCCCCAAUCUAUCCCCAUUCCCUCGCAAUUUCCCUCUGCCCUAUGGAAUUUAAAAAAGUUUUAAAAAUAUUAAAAGUCCUUUACUGCAAUGCAGUGAUACUAGGACCUUGUUUGACUGUACACCUGAGACUCACAUUUCAAUCUCUGAUGCACCAGAGUUCACCAGGCUUCUCUC
Messenger RNA from Erinaceus europaeus (western European hedgehog), 1843 nucleotides. RefSeq names its product N-formyl peptide receptor 2. Bases 295 to 1359 code for a protein of 354 amino acids. The transcript is spliced from 2 exons. The record is from RefSeq and is a predicted model, not a curated record. Gene Ontology annotation, biological process: positive regulation of cytosolic calcium ion concentration; inflammatory response; phospholipase C-activating G protein-coupled receptor signaling pathway. Lineage: Eukaryota; Metazoa; Chordata; Mammalia; Eulipotyphla; Erinaceidae. Gene Ontology annotation, molecular function: complement receptor activity; N-formyl peptide receptor activity. Gene Ontology annotation, cellular component: plasma membrane.